This is a messenger RNA of Lagenorhynchus albirostris (white-beaked dolphin), 3798 nucleotides long. It is a transcript of the gene WNT9A, whose product is annotated as Wnt family member 9A. Gene Ontology annotation, cellular component: extracellular region. Gene Ontology annotation, molecular function: cytokine activity; frizzled binding. NCBI's taxonomy places the organism in Eukaryota, Metazoa, Chordata, Mammalia, Artiodactyla, Delphinidae. The coding region runs from base 57 to 1154 and encodes 365 amino acids. Gene Ontology annotation, biological process: cell fate commitment; neuron differentiation; multicellular organism development. The record is from RefSeq and is a predicted model, not a curated record. The transcript has 4 exons.
CGGGGCGCCCAGCGCGGGGCCGGGAGCGCGAUGGUCAGCCGCCGCGGCGCGGCAAGAUGCUGGAUGGGCCCCUGCUGGCGCGCUGGCUGGCCGCGGCCUUCGCGCUGACGCUGCUGCUCGCCGCGCUGCGCCCCUCGGCCGCCUACUUCGGGCUGACGGGCAGUGAGCCCCUGACCAUCCUCCCGCUGACCCUGGAGCCGGAAGCAGCUGCCCAGGCACACUACAAGGCCUGCGACCGGCUGAAGCUGGAGCGCAAGCAGCGGCGCAUGUGCCGCCGGGACCCCGGUGUGGCUGAGACGCUGGUGGAAGCGGUCAGCAUGAGUGCUCUCGAGUGCCAGUACCAGUUCCGGUUUGAGCGCUGGAACUGUACGUUGGAGGGUCGCUACCGGGCCAGUCUGCUCAAGCGAGGCUUCAAGGAGACAGCCUUCCUUUACGCCAUCUCCUCUGCUGGCCUGACGCAUGCACUGGCCAAGGCGUGCAGUGCAGGCCGCAUGGAGCGCUGCACUUGUGAUGAGGCCCCUGACUUGGAGAACCGAGAGGCCUGGCAGUGGGGUGGCUGCGGGGACAAUCUCAAGUACAGCAGCAAGUUCGUCAAGGAGUUCCUGGGUCGGCGGUCUAGCAAGGAUCUGCGAGCCCGUGUGGAUUUCCACAACAACCUCGUGGGUGUGAAGGUGAUCAAGGCUGGGGUGGAGACCACAUGCAAGUGCCACGGCGUGUCAGGCUCGUGCACCGUGCGGACGUGCUGGCGGCAGCUGGCGCCUUUCCAUGAGGUGGGCAAGCGCCUGAAGCACAAGUACGAGACAGCGCUCAAGGUGGGCAGCACCACCAAUGAGGCCACUGGCGAGGCCGGCGCCAUCUCACCACCGCGGGGCCGGGCCACAGGGACGGGUGGUGGCGACCCACUGCCCCGCACUCCGGAGCUGGUGCACCUGGACGACUCACCCAGCUUCUGCCUGGCCGGCCGCUUCUCCCCAGGCACUGCCGGCCGCAGGUGCCACCGUGAGAAGAACUGCGAGAGUAUCUGCUGCGGGCGUGGUCACAACACACAGAGUCGGGUGGUGACCCGGCCUUGCCAGUGCCAGGUGCGCUGGUGCUGCUAUGUGGAGUGCAGGCAGUGCACCCAGCGCGAGGAAGUCUACACCUGCAAGGGCUGAGCCCCUGUGCCUGGCCAGGCUGCUGCAGGGGUGCAGGCAGUGUGUGCAAUGUGAGGGGUCUAGACCUGCAGGGGCUGAGUCCUUCACCCGGGCGCCCCCAGUAUACUUGGUUACAAGGCAGGGGCAGAGGCCAGGGAGUUGGCUGGGUUGGCCAUCUCUGCCCUUUUAUCUCCCCAUCUCAAAGGCCUAGUCUGACCUCUGUAUCCCCUCUGUUUGUCCCUCCCCAUGACCUGAGAGCUUUGCACAGAUGCUUUCCAAGCUGUGUCCCCCUGAGUCACCAGGUGGCCCUCCUGCGCUGGGUGCCCUCUGAGGAGCAGUGGGCACACCUUCGUGACCACACGGCCUCUGUGUGAGCUGCCUGUGGCCUGUCCUGCACCAGCACUGGCUUAGAGUCAAACCACUAGGGUAGAGAGCAGAUGCCUGGCUGCCCAGGUGCGGGGGUUCUACUGCCGGCCCCCUCUGACAUCGAGUACUUCUCUUUGGAGUGAUAUCAGUGACUUUUAAGUUAUUUUUAUUUAACUAAUAUAUAAUUAUUAUUUUCUCCAUCCCUGCAGUCUCCUAGGCUGUGGCUCCUCCCCCUCUCAGCAGAGCCUCGCCUGGAGGGGCCCCUUUCUCCCUCCCCUCCACGCCCCCUCCUAAACUGUUCGCCUGAUCUGCUUUGUCGUUUGAAACCACUAAAUCCAGAGAGACAUGCUGUCGUUGUUUUUGAAGAAGUAAAGCAGGCUGUGUCUGGCCACCACCCUCAGGGUUUCUGGAAGCCAGGUCCCAUGGUCCAGGCCGGCUACCCAUAGCAAGGCUGACCUGGGAAGUGGACGGGCCCUGCUCUGCACCCUGUGGGCACGUGGCUCCACACUCUAGCCUCCUCAAUGCAGAUUCUGGGGCUGAGGGUGGCAGAAGGUGGCCUGUUCUCCCCCAGAGGUGGGCAUGGGCAGAGGGGCAGGGCCAGCCCCUUGGAGGUUCAUUUCAUGAGGAAGGCACAGCUUGCUCUCUGUCACUGUGGGGGAGGCAGGGCGGGGACAGACAUGGGUGGAGAGAGUCUAGGUUAGGAUGUGGCAAAUGGAAGGCCGUUCUCCUUGGCCAUGCUGUUGAUUUUGCAGGGAAGGGAAAAGGAUGGCCAGCGCUGACCUGAUUUGGUUUGAGGGUGUGUGCACACAUGUGUGCAUGUGUGUAUGCAUGCGUGAGUGUGUGGUGUGUGUGCAUGAGCAUGUUUGAUUGUGUGCAUGCAUGAGUGUACAUGUGUGUGAGUAUGUGAUGUGUGUAUGCAUAAGUGCAUGUGCGUGAGCACGUAUAUUAUCUGCAUGUGGUGUGUGUUCACGCAUGAGAAUGAGCACAUCUGCGCAUGGGUGUGCAUGUACGUACACGGAUGCAUGUAUGCGUGUGACCAUGUGCACAUGUUUGUGCAUGUGUGGUGUCUGCUUUGCGUGUGCAUGUGUGAGCAUACGUGUGUGCGUGCACACAUGUGCGUAAGCAUGUCUGCAUGUGUGUGGUGUGUGUGAUCAUGCACACUGUGUUGGGUUGUGGUCAGUGGUUGGUUGGGGUGUGGCCUCUGCCCUGUGCCCUUCCUAAGUGUGGAGCUCUACUUCCCAUGUUGGUGGGGCCUCCAGCCCUGGGCCCAUCCUGCUCAGCUCUAUGACUGUGCCCCGAGGGUGUGCACUGGGGUUUGGGCAAGCGCAGAGCUGGGUGGCAGCGUGGACACGGGAACUACUGAGUGAAGGGAUUCCUCGGAGUCCAGGGGGGCUUCAGGAACCCUGGGGACUGUGUUUUUAAAAGAAAACCUAUUUAUGUGGAUGUGGGUCUCUUUGUCCCUGUUUUAUAGUGUAAAUAGUAAAGUUUAUUCUCCUGUGGUUCAGAGAACAGCCCCAUGAAUAAGUGCAUGCUGACAGAGUGGUGCAGCCAAGGCACGUCCCCUGGGAGGGGACAGUGGACGAUGUGGGUCUGCCCCUCAGUCUCCUUCACGCCUGGCUGGAGAGGGUGAGGAUAGGCUGGGGUGCAUCCCAGUUGUCCCCAAGCAUUCCCACCUGCACGCAGACCUGGCCAUGCUUCUAUGACAAGACUGUAGCUCGGUCACUACUGGGUCUGGAAAGGCGGCAAGUCAGAGGAAGGAUUUUUUUUAAUCAAAUACCACAUUUAGCUCUAUGUCAUAAAUAUUAAGAAAAGUAUUUUUUUAAACAAGGCAGAUUGAAAGCGUCUGCUGGCUGGUUUGUUUAUACAUAAAUAUAUAUCAAAAUGUCUUGCUAAGCAAAGAAACAACUCCCGCUGACGGAGCCUCUCAUUAACAUGCUUCUCUCUGUGCAGCAGAGGAUCUCUAAAAGGAAACAUGUUCUGUGGCGGGGUCCAGAUCCCCCGACCCCCCCAGGGCCGCAGGGGCAGAGCCAUGCUGAGGGCCAGGCGGGUCCCGGCCACCUGCUCUCUUCUCAGCAUGCACAGACGUGACUCCGAGCUUGGUUAGGCCAGGUCCAGGCGGGCGGGAGGAGAGGGGCAUUCACACACGAGAGAAGUCUUGUGUGAGCCUGUUGAUUUCUCUACCUCAUCUGUAUAGCGAGUAGGUGUGUACUCGAGUGACUUGGAGAAUGUAUUUAUUUAAUGGCCUUGUGUAACAGAACAGAAACAAAUGGAAACACUAAAUAAAUGUAUUUUUAAAUUA